AUGUCCCUCGCAUUGUACGACGUUGUCGUGAUCGGCGGCGGGCCCGUCGGCCUGGCUGCUACGUACCAAUCGGCCAAGGCCGGCGCCAAUGUCGUCGUGCUCGAGCAGAACAACUUUUUCAACCAGGCGGGGAGUUCUGGCGACCUGGCCAGGAUGUAUACCGAAGACUUCAUGGCCGACCUUGCCAAGGACGCGUUGGAGUAUUGGGACUAUUUGGAACAUGAUGCCGGGACCUCCCUCCGGUGGAUGAGUGGUCUUCUGAAUUUCGGUGACAAGGAUCUGGGAGGCGGGACCCCAGAAGGAACGCUACUCGGCCCAAUUCCCAACCUCAAGAGGCUCAACAUGACCUAUAAGGAGCUGACCGCGCAAGAGAUCGAACAACGAUAUCCAUUCAAAAACCUGCCGUCCGACUGGGUCGGGCUCUUCGCGCCAGACAACGGUGUCAUCAACGUGCAGCUCCUCCUUCGGACCUUGAUGAGGCUAGCACGAGAGUACGGAGCGCAGGCAAAGCAACACACAGAGGUCAAGUCUAUCACGCCUUCAAAGGACAGCAACGACACGUGGAUCGUCCAUGCUGUCGAUCGGGAGAAAGGCGCUGUGACGUUCGCGACCAAGAAGAUCAUCAUUGCGUCUGGAGCCUAUGUCAACCACGUGCUCAACCCCAGCUUUGGAAUCAGCCUCGACCUCGACAUCUGGGAGAUGGUAGCGACCUACUUCAACGCAAACGCUGGGCCAAACGGCACCCUGUUUCCGAGUAUGUGGUUCCAAUUCGCACCAGACAAGAACGGGAGAUCGCAGCUGUUUUACGGCUUCCCCACCGUCCCUUGGGGACCGCCCAACGUCGUGCGCAUCGCUGUCGACGCGGCGAGCCGCAGGAUCAAGGACCCAAAUGAGCGGGCGACAAACAUAUUCAGCCCCGACGACAUUCAAGAUACUCAGGACUUUGUGCGAGACAAUGUAGUCGGUGUCGACUUCACCGUGCCGGCGUCGACCGUUUCCUGCCUGCAGACCAACGUCUUUGACAACAUGUUUGUACUAGAUUUCAUACCAGAGGCAUAUCUGAAGGGCGGCCCCAAGGAUAGCAUUGCCGUCUUCACGGCCGGCUGGGCCAUGAAGUUUGUGCCGCUCUUGGGCAAGGCCCUGGCCGAUAUGGCACUCACCGGGCAGUCGAAAUACGCCCUCAAGGACUUCUCCAUCUCGCGCACGAACUCGUCGAACCCGCAGCAGGGGAUUAUCAUCGCGAAUAGCUCCGAUCACACAGCGGCGCGGAGGAGCUCGUAUGCGUAUAUGAAGCAGGGCGUAGGAUCGUCGCUAGGCGGGUUCCCCAACAAUGCUUGCCCUGUCUGCAAGAAGAUUGCCGGCCCGCGCUGCGCUACUCUUGAGCACCUUAUCCACUGCAAGGUGCAUGACUGCUACCACUCCAUCCGCUCGGAGUGCGCCCAGUGCAAGGACAGCACUGAGCGGGCGCUCCGGGAGGAGCGUCGCCAGAGCGAGAGCGGCAGCGGCGAGAGUGUCAAUGACGAGAACACUCCUCCGGCCAACAACAACAACAACAACAACCGCAACAAUCGCCGCAAGGGACGGAAGAGCCGGAGAGCUAGGGGAUGA
Molecule: messenger RNA, 1608 nt
Organism: Thyridium curvatum
Lineage: Eukaryota; Fungi; Ascomycota; Sordariomycetes; Thyridiales; Thyridiaceae
Exons: 7
Coding region: 1-1608 (535 amino acids)
Molecular function (GO): flavin adenine dinucleotide binding; sarcosine oxidase activity
Source: RefSeq, a predicted model, not a curated record